Molecule: messenger RNA, 2400 nt
Organism: Aspergillus puulaauensis
Lineage: Eukaryota; Fungi; Ascomycota; Eurotiomycetes; Eurotiales; Aspergillaceae
Product: choline/carnitine O-acyltransferase
Exons: 4
Coding region: 1-2400 (799 amino acids)
Biological process (GO): carnitine metabolic process
Cellular component (GO): mitochondrion
Molecular function (GO): carnitine O-acetyltransferase activity
Source: RefSeq, a predicted model, not a curated record
AUGGAGUCUCCUCGCUCCCAUCCGGCUUCCGAGCCGAAAAUCAAGCCGACAACUGUGGAUGGAGGGUUGACAGACCAAGUAACCAACAGGAGCGGUGGAAUCACAUUCCAACAUCAAGAUUCUCUUCCAAAGCUACCUAUCCCGGACCUUGAGGGUACAUGUCGGAAAUAUUUGGACGCCUUGUCGCCCUUGCAAACAGCAAAGGAGCAUGAAGAAUCUAAGGCCGCAGUGCGGGACUUUCUCAAAUCCGAUGGCCCCGCCCUCCAAGAGAAACUGCAAAAAUAUGCCUCUUCGCAAACAAGUUAUAUUGAGCAGUUUUGGUAUGACUCUUACCUGAAUUAUGACAGCCCCGUUGUUCUCAACCUCAAUCCGUUCUUCUUGUUAGAAGAUGACCCGACUCCCGCGAGAAAUGACCAGGUGCCUAGAGCAUCAUCCCUGGUGGUUUCAGCCCUAUCGUUCGUGCGAGCUGUCCGGCGUGAGGAAUUAACACCAGAUACCGUUCGAGGAACGCCAUUAUGCAUGUAUCAAUACUCCCGACUCUUUGGCACUUCGCGUGUGCCCACAGAAAAUGGGUGCGUUAUCAGCCAAGAUCCUAACGCAAAACACAUUGUCGUCAUGUGCCGCGGUCAGUUCUACUGGUUCGAUGUGCUCGAUGCAAACCACGACCAAAUAAUGACGGAAAGGGAUAUCGCAAUGAACCUUGAGGUGAUUCUCGCAGACGCAGAACAAACCCCAAUCCAGGAGGCGGCUAAGGGAGCCAUGGGUGUUCUCAGUACAGAAAACCGCAAGGUGUGGUCAGGACUGAGAGAAGUUCUUACUAAGGAUGAGCACUCCAACAAUGCUGAGGGUCUCAACAUUGUCGAUACCGCUCUGUUUAUCCUCUGUCUGGAUGAUACUGAGCCGCAUAACACGUCUGAGCUUUGCGCCAACAUGCUCUGUGGUACCAGUGAGGUGGAAAAGGGUGUGCAAGUGGGUACCUGCACGAACAGAUGGUACGACAAGCUCCAGAUUAUUGUGUGUAAGAACGGCAGUGCUGGAAUCAACUUUGAACACACUGGUGUGGAUGGCCAUACUGUUCUCCGAUUCGCCAGUGAUGUCUACACGGACACCAUACUUCGUUUCGCACGAACGAUCAACGGUAAAGCUCCAAGCCUAUGGGCAACAACUAGUCCCGACCCAUCCAAGCGGGAUCCUCGAAGCUUUGGUGAUGUUAGCCCGACACCGCGGAAACUCGAGUGGGAUAUGGCGCCUGAGUUGAGUAUUGCCAUCCGUUUUGCCGAAUCACACCUCGCAGAUCUCCUCCAGCAACACGAGUUCCAAGUGCUUGACUUCAAUGGAUAUGGAAAGAACUUUAUUACGUCUAUGGGAUUUUCUCCCGAUGCGUUUGUUCAGAUGGCGUUCCAGGCGGCUUACUACGGACUUUAUGGGCAGAUGGUGAACACCUACGAACCAGCCAUGACCAAGUCCUUCCUACAUGGGCGAACCGAAGCUAUCCGAACCGUCACGAACGAAUCGCUCGAUUUUUUGAAGACGUUCUGGGCUGAUAAUCCUGCUGAAGACAAGGUGAAUGCUCUACGGAAAGCUACGGAAAAGCACACUGCCACCACGAAGGAGUGCUCUAAAGGGCAAGGGCAGGACCGUCACCUCUACGCUCUGUAUACCUUGUGGCAGAGAUCCUUCGAUGAGGCCCCAGUUUCUGCGAAUAACAGCGUCGACGAAGGAUCAAAUGGCUACACAAGCCCCCUGGAGAACGGAUCGCCUAGGUCUCCGUCUAUCUCAGAGACAGAUGGGUUGUCAUCCACAAGCGGAUACAGCCGGGCCAUGCGCAGUGUGCCCCCAACCCCCGCCAUCUUCAACGAUCCCGGCUGGGACAAAAUCAACAACACGGUCCUCUCAUCGUCCAACUGCGGCAACCCGUCCCUACGGCACUUCGGUUUCGGGCCGACGUCCGCAGAUGGGUUUGGCAUCGGAUACAUCAUCAAAGACGAAUCAAUCUCGAUCUGCGCCUCAUCCAAGCACCGCCAGACCGCGCGCCUGAUGCAAACACUCGAGUCGUACCUAUUCGAGAUCCGGAAGUUGCUGCGCGCGACGAACCACAAGCCAGCAAGCCCCCGAACUAGCCGCGCCCGCGAGAUGGAGAUGAUUGCAGAGCGGGUCCAGCGCGAUCAACGCCGGGGUCGCAUCGUCCGUACUGACACGGGCCAUCUGCGGGCCGGGACCGAGACGCCUACGACCGAUAGCGGGGAGAUGGAAGAUGAUGGUAUGGGCGGAUAUGGAUUCUUCGAUGCAGGGAUGCUCCUCCAUGCGCUGAAGGGAUUGCAUGUUGAUCGUGAGCGGGGCGGCGACAAGCCUGAGCGUCGACGGUUUGUCGGCAAAAAGCUACGGUUGAAUGAAUAUUAA